This is a messenger RNA of Diuraphis noxia (Russian wheat aphid), 1634 nucleotides long. RefSeq names its product Golgi phosphoprotein 3 homolog sauron (gene sau). The record is from RefSeq and is a predicted model, not a curated record. Gene Ontology annotation, biological process: Golgi vesicle budding; retrograde vesicle-mediated transport, Golgi to endoplasmic reticulum; Golgi to plasma membrane protein transport. Gene Ontology annotation, cellular component: trans-Golgi network; cytosol; Golgi cisterna. Gene Ontology annotation, molecular function: phosphatidylinositol-4-phosphate binding. Lineage: Eukaryota; Metazoa; Arthropoda; Insecta; Hemiptera; Aphididae.
UUUUAUACAUGUCUUCCACGCAAUGGUAAUGUGUUAUCACCUCGUUUGAACCUCCAGAACGACGUACUAUAAUAUUAUAUUGUGUAGUAUUUGGUACUAACAAGUAACCGUCCAUAGAAAUACGUAUUAUAUUAUUAUGAAACAGUCUGUCGUAAUCAGUUCUCUUUUCUAUGCGUCCGCAUAGACAUAUAUAUGUCUAUGUGCGUCCGUCUAUAAUAAUAAUAUUAUACCUACAACUUAAGUUUUCAGUUUUGGACGUUUAUGUAUUAGCACGCGGGGAAAGGGGAGUGAAAAAGUACUGCAAUUGUGUAGACGUCAACAAGAAAAUCUAAGCCUUAUCAAUAAUUGUGUGCUCUCGCCCUCUCAAAAUUCGCAUUCGCGUCAAAAAGUAAAAACGCUAGGAGCGUAACUCUUUCACGACGACGUAAUUUUUUCGGGCCAUUGGAUUUGUUUUUGUUUCUUCCGGAAAUUCUGUUUCCGUUGCGAUAUUCGGGUGACGAUUGGCGAGUAUCCACAAACGGCCUGCCAAGAUGAUGAGCCGCGCCGACGGUCUGGUGCAAAGGCGCAACGUCAACAGAGACAGUGCGGACGGCGUUUCCAAAGAGAACGGCCAGUCGGCGGCCGAYAAACUCGAUUACGAGGAAGACAUCGACGACGGUGACUCUAAAGAGACACGGCUCACGUUAAUGGAAGAAGUGCUGCUGCUUGGUCUUAAAGACAAAGAGGGAUAUACAUCAUUUUGGAAUGAUUCAAUUUCAUCUGGCUUACGUGGAUGUAUACUUGUUGAACUCGCACUUCGUCAAAGAAUUGAAUUAGAAAAAGCAGGCAUGAGAAGAAAAAGUUUACAAAUGAGGAAAGUAAUUAUAAAAAAUGAGACACCUACAGGUGAUGUUCUGUUAGAUGAAGCUCUGAAACAUAUCAAAGAGACCAAUCCUCCUGAAACAAUACAAAGUUGGAUUGAAUAUUUGAGCGGUGAAACAUGGAAUCCUUUGAAAAUCAAAUAUCAACUGAAAAAUGUGAGAGAAMGAUUAGCAAAAAACUUAGUAGAAAAAGGUGUUCUUACCACUGAAAAACAAAACUUCCUUUUAUUUGAUAUGACUACGCAUCCAUUAACAGAUAAUGAAGCUAAAGUUAGGCUAGUUAAAAAGGUACAAGAUGCUGUAUUGUCUCGAUGGAUUAAUGAUCCACAUAGAAUGGAUAAACGUCUAUUGGCUUUAUUAUUGUUGGCUCAAGCAUCAGAUGUACUGGAAAGUGCAUUUUCUCCACUAAAUGAUGAAGAUUACGAAUUAGCCACUAGAAGAUUACGAGAAUUAUCAGACAUGGAUUUAGAAGUUGAAUCAAUGAAAGGUUCUACUAAUGACGUAAUUUGGGCUGUAUUUGCCAAUUUCAAUAAAUAAGUUCAUUUAAGAAUAUUUAAAUAGUUAACCAACAUUCUUAAUACAUUUCUGGAGGAGAAUAUAAAUAUGUAAUAAAUAAUAUUGUUUUAUAAUCAUUUGCCAUUUUAUGUUUUAUUGAUUUUCGUAAAAGAAUUAAAUUUUUAUUUAAUAUGCAUUGACUAGGUAAACCUAAUGUAUUUGCAAAAAUGUAAAUAAUUAGAAAGUCAACAGACUGUUGUACAAAAAAUAAUAGUUAAG